AUGGCGAGUCUCUUAGAUAAAGCCAAGGAGUUUGUUGCUGAUAAACUAGCCGGAGUUCCUAAACCGGAGGGUUCAGUUACGGACGUUGACCUUAAAGACGUGAACCGUGACUCGGUCGAGUACUUAGCCAAAGUUUCAGUCACCAAUCCUUACGGUCAUUCGAUUCCCAUCUGCGAGAUCAGUUUCACUUUUCAUAGUGCCGGCCGGGAGAUUGCAAAGGGGAAGAUACCGGACCCGGGUUCGUUGAAAGCUGAGGAGAUGACGGUUCUUGACAUUCCGGUGUUGGUUCCGUAUAGUAUACUGUUGAACUUGGCUCGAGACGUUGGUGUGGAUUGGGACAUUGACUACGAGCUCAAGAUCAGUCUAACCGUUGACCUUCCUGUGGUCGGAGAUAUCACUAUCCCUAUUUCAAGCAAGGGCGAAAUCAAACUCCCUACUUUUAAAGAUAUCUUCUAA
This is a messenger RNA of Arabis nemorensis, 456 nucleotides long. Lineage: Eukaryota; Viridiplantae; Streptophyta; Magnoliopsida; Brassicales; Brassicaceae. The record is from the annotation of a GenBank genome assembly.